AUGGCGGCUUCUGAUAAUCUCACCGACAAAACUAUCGUUUUCAGAAAACUGAAAUCGAAAUCUGAGAACAAGGUCUGCUUCGAUUGUAGUGCGAAGAAUCCGACUUGGGCAUCGGUUACAUACGGGAUCUUCCUCUGCAUCGAUUGUUCAGCUACUCAUCGGAAUCUCGGUGUUCAUAUCAGCUUCGUCAGGUCGACGAAUCUAGACUCAUGGAGCCCUGAGCAGCUGAGGACGAUGAUGUUCGGUGGAAACAACCGAGCUCAGGUGUUCUUCAAGCAGCAUGGAUGGACAGAUGGUGGCAAAAUCGAGGCCAAGUACACUUCAAGAGCUGCUGAUUUGUAUAGGCAGAUUCUUGCUAAAGAAGUUGCCAAAGCCAUUGCAGAAGAAGCUUCUACUGGUUUACCUGUAUCUCCUGUUGCACUAGAAGCAUCCAAUGGGGUUUCUUCUUAUCCUGUCAAGGAAGAGUUAUCUUCUGUGAAACAUGAAGCGACCGCUACUUCUUCGCCUAAAGCUUCUAAUAUAGUUGUGCCUAGUACGUUUAAGAAACCUCUCGGUGCUAGAAAGACUGGAAAAACCGGCGGUGGUCUCGGUGCACGGAAGCUUACUUCUAAGCCAACGGAGAAUCUGUAUGAGCAGAAACCAGAAGAAGUUGCGCCGGUGAUUCCAGCUGCGUCUUCAGUUACCAACGGAGGAAGCAAAUCAUCAGGUGGUUCUUCUUCCUUUUCGUCUCGGUUUGAGUACAAUGACGACUCGCAAUCCGAAGGACAGAGCAUUGGUGGUACACAAGUGCUUAACCAUGUCGCUCCACCAAAGUCCUCAAGCUUCUUCUCGGAUUUCGGAAUGGACAGCUCUUUCCCCAAGAAACCAAGCUCCAACUCGUCGAAAGCUAGAGUUGAAGAAUCGGAUGAAGCAAGGAAGAAGUUCACAAACGCAAAGUCCAUUUCUUCAGCUCAGUACUUUGGUGAUCAGAACAAAAACGCUGAUCUUGAAUCAAAAGCUACUCUUCAGAAGUUUGCAGGAUCUGCAUCUAUCUCAAGCGCUGAUUUUUUCGGUCACGACCAAGAUGAUUCCAAUGUUGAUAUAACUGCUAGUGAUCUCAUUAACCGACUUUCUUUCCAGGCACAACAAGAUCUCUCGUCGAUAGUGAACAUAGCAGGGGAGACGAAGAAGAAGCUUGGAACUUUAGCUUCUGGUAUCUUCAGUGAUAUUCAAGACAGAAUGCUGUAA
Microthlaspi erraticum is the source of this 1227-nucleotide messenger RNA. The record is from the annotation of a GenBank genome assembly. Lineage: Eukaryota; Viridiplantae; Streptophyta; Magnoliopsida; Brassicales; Brassicaceae.